Doryrhamphus excisus (bluestripe pipefish) is the source of this 984-nucleotide messenger RNA. RefSeq names its product thioredoxin domain containing 17 (gene txndc17). Gene Ontology annotation, cellular component: cytosol. The record is from RefSeq and is a predicted model, not a curated record. Lineage: Eukaryota; Metazoa; Chordata; Actinopteri; Syngnathiformes; Syngnathidae. Gene Ontology annotation, molecular function: protein-disulfide reductase [NAD(P)H] activity.
GUGUCACAUGUUUCCCCAAGGUUUCAUUCUGACACUGCAGGAACUUCUUCACGUUUUCCUCACAAAUAUAUCAACUUGCAGCUUCUCAGAUCUGCCACGACUGGAAUCAUGGCUCACUACGAAGAAGUAAACGUGCGCGGCUACACUGAAUUCUGCCAGGCCGUGUCAGAGAGGAAGGGGAAGGACAUAUUUGCCUAUUUCUCUGGUGAUAAAGAUGAACAAGGGAAGAGCUGGUGUCCAGAUUGUGUGACAGCCGAGCCCAUUGUAAGAGGAGAAAUGAGUCACCUUCCUCAGGGCUCGGUCUUCAUCUACUGUCAAGUUGGUGAGAGGAACUAUUGGAAGGAUCCAAACAAUGACUUUAAGAAGACGCUGAAGCUGACCGGGGUGCCAACGCUCCUGCGAUAUGGCACACCGCAAAAGUUGGUGGAGGAGGAAUGCUUCAAAGCAGAGCUGAUGAGGAUGAUGUUCACCGAAGACUGAAAGAGAGAAGAUGUGCCUCAUUCGUCAAUAACCAACUUCUUCCUAAUGAGUCCGGAACAUCACUCCAACAUCUGAAACAGCACUCAUUUCAUAAUUUCACUUUAUUUAAUCAUAUUGUAAUGAUUUUUCUAUAUGUAUCAUCUAUGUUGAUGCCUUGCAGGCACCUUUAAAGUUAUGAUUAUAGCUAUCAGUUUUGUAAUGAACACUAGGGGGGAAUAAAGCAUUAUGGAAAUAAUCAUGCAACCCCAUCACAAGCUACUGAUUUGGCUAUUUUUACAGAAUUGUUGAACAUUUGUAUAAAAGCAUUAUAAAGAUGAUAUCCAAAUCAAAGACCAACACAUUCAUUGUAGCUAUUUUUUCUACUCAAUUAUUAUUAUAGAUUGCUUUAUGUUGUGCAACUUCCCUAAUUGCAAUAUGAACAUAGAUCAAUAUUAUUUUAAAAAGUUGAAAUGAGUUAAUAAUAUUAGUAUAUUGCAAACAAUGCAAAAAAUGAAUCAAAAUUAU